GACAGCUAACCAGAGGAGCAGACGCCAGCUGUUCAACGGAGAAAUCACAUCGCGCAUCACUGCUAGCUAGCUAGUCAGUAUUGUUGUUCGUACAGUCGCGUCGUCGUCUAUCCAUCCUCCGAGUCCUUAACGAUCUUCGUGCGUCGCAUAAUAUUCAUUGAUAAAAAAGAGACGUUGUGAUUUGGUGCACGGUCGUUCGUUUCUUGGUUUUAACUGGUUAAUUACUUUGUUUCAAGUGAUCACGCGUGCAUGUGUGUGUUUGUUUGUGCAUCAGUGUUGGGGGAAAAUAUAUUCCCGUUGUUCAUGCGUUGACGAAAAAUACACAAUAUUGCGUAUCGCAGAGAGAUACAUUUGGUAAAAAAUAUCCUCGCUCUGAUGUGCAAUAACCGAAAUAGCCGAUAAGCCGCAACGUUUCGACACCUAACUUUCCGAUAUCCCUGAUCGAAAGAGAGGAAAAAAGGGAAGAAAAAACGCUGGCCAUCGCGAGAGUCUUUACGGACCUGCUUGUGGCCUAGCAGCCGCGAAAAAAGGCGCAAGGAAUGGCGCAACCGACGAGUAGCGCGCUGAGGGCACUCGCUCUCGAGUACAAAAGCCUCCAAGAAGAGCCAGUCGAAGGAUUUCGUGUGAAACUGGUCAACGAGGACAACAUGUUCGAAUGGGAAGUCGCGAUCUUCGGACCACCGGACACUCUUUACCAAGGAGGCUAUUUCAAGGCACACAUGAAAUUUCCACCUGAUUAUCCAUACAGUCCACCGAGCAUUCGAUUCAUGACGAAGGUCUGGCAUCCAAAUGUAUACGAGAACGGAGAUUUGUGCAUAUCGAUUCUACACCCGCCAGUCGACGAUCCACAGAGCGGAGAACUGCCCUGCGAAAGGUGGAACCCGACGCAAAAUGUCAGGACGAUCCUCCUCUCGGUGAUUUCACUACUGAACGAACCCAACACGUACAGCCCAGCAAACGUCGACGCUUCGGUGAUGUACAGACGUUGGCGCGACUCCAAAGGGAAAGACAAAGAAUAUGAAAAUAUAAUCAGGAAACAAGCCCAGGCGGCGAAAACAGAGGCUGAAAAAGAGGGUAUAGUGGUGCCGUUGACGCUCGAGGACUAUUGCAUCAAGACGCGAGCACGACCGGCAGAACAGCAGCUUGACAUGACAGAUUUUUAUGAUGACGAAUACGAGCUAGACGACGACGAGGACGAUCAGCUGAGUGCGAGCGAUUAUGAGGACGGUGACGACAGCGGAAACGGAGAGUCGUGAUCCAUCUCAUGAAGACUAAGAAUCACAAUAACAAUAAUAAUGAUAAUGAAACGAAUAAUAACAAUAAUGAUAAUAAUAACAAGCAGAAAAAGGAGAAGACGAAGACGAAGUAGAAGAAUCUGAAGACGAGUCCAAACACCAAUUAUAUAAAAAUUAUAAAUAAUGAUUAUGAUGAAGUUGUAAAAGAAAAUGGAAAAAAAAAAUCAACCACAUACAAACACACACACAAAACAAAAUUUGAAAAAAUAAUAUAUGUCGUAAUAAUUAACGGAUAAAAACAAAACGCUGGUCAAAAAUAGGUUUCAUUCUCUGUUGGAAAUGGGUGUAGAUUAUCUAUGUGCUAUGUACUGCGGUGAUUAUUAUUGUUAUUAUAAAAGCGAACGCUGUCGAGUAUUAUAUCGCUCAAACAUCAAAAUUUAUUUCAAUUUCAAUCGAUCGCGGGUUACGAAAUUCAUCUUUCAGUCUCGGUUGUUUUUUUUUUUUUUUUGUUUUUUUUUUAAUUUCCUGCUAUCCUACCGUUUCUGUCGUUCGAAAAAUUAUAAAAUACGUGAUGGUAAAACAGGUCGUCUUACGUAUCAUUAAUCGUUAUUAUAAAAACAAGUAAGAAUGAAGUACUUGCUUCGGAUAAAGCAUGUAUAAUAAAAUUUAAGAUAUGAUUUUCCGUCAAUGUAAAAAUUAUGCGCGCUGCGGAUAAAGCGGUAAUCUCGAGAGAAUAUCCAUGAUCUCGGUACAUAGAUUUCAUUGAUUAUAACGAUAGAGUGACGUGUCAAUGAAUAAUGAAUUAAUUGAUUACCUAAUCGAAUAUAAACACACACACACACACAUACACAUAUAUAUAACACCUAUCGACCUUAACAUUUCAUUUUUAUAUCCUGUCGUAAACUAGAAUUCGUUUCAUUUUUUUUUUCAUACCGUUGGUUUUUUUCUUAUCAUUUUCUCUCCUUUUUUUUCUAUUUUUCUUCUGAUAGAUAAAUCUAGAAAUGUACGUCAAGCAAGGCUGUGUAGAUCGUUUAAUGAAUAAUAAAAUAAGUGAAUAUAUUUAACAGAAAAAGGGAGAAAAAAAAUAAAUAAAAAUGGAUGUAGGGUCGCUAGGUGGUGGCUUGAACCGCGUUGAUAUAAAGAUAUAUACAAUACAAAAUAUACUUUUUUUAAAUACGCAUAAAUAAAAAUUAUAACGUUCGUGAUUCGAAUAUCGCGAUCUAUAAUAUGUAUGUAUAUGUAUCUCUAUAGUAAGUUGUGCGUCGGUUUGAUGCGUUGUGAGAAUAAAACGUGAAAAAUGUAAAAAAAAAAAAAGGCACCUACGCUUGUGAUGCGACAAAGCACGUUUCGGUAUAUCUUUGACGUACAUAUAUAUAUAGUUAUGGUAAAUACAUUAUACAUACAUCGUAAAAGAACUUGAUGCUAAAUUUGAAAGAUAUACAUACAGUGUUAAGAAAUGUAAAACAUACCUACCCUAGAGAUAAAUAAUGUGGUGAAUAUCUCGUAUAAUUCGUUGUAUAAUAUCGAUUGCGUUUGUGGCUCGGACGUACGGAUUUUUAUUUGACGAUGAAAAGAAAGAAAAAAAAAAUUAACAAGGAAGGAUCAAUAAUUAUUAAUAACAGAAAGAUGUUGAAUGGAAAACUAGACAAUCGACAAAUAUAUACGCAUAUAUAUUGUUCUUUUCUUAAAAUAAACUAGUCAUGUCUAGAGUGUUGUACGAUUUUAAUAUCGAAUAUAUACUCUAAUUUGUUUCUUUGAGAAUUUUUUUCAUAAACAACACGUGGCUAAAAGCUGUCAUACUAUACAUCAAUGGAACUUUGAAUUUAUCACCUUCUCUUAUUUCUGCGUGGUUAUUUAUCGAUUUUAUUUCCAUCAUUUUUCUCGCUUCCUUAAUGUCGAUCUACGACGUCGUUCUUAAUUAUCUGAUAGAUAAAACAAUCCAAUCUACCUUAACACGUUUCUCCAUGGAACAUUUACCACAAUCCUGACAAAGAUAACAAUAAUCAUAACAAUAAGAGUUGUGAUAUCAUUACUAUAUGCGUCUAGUUUUCCUUUGAACGACUUCUCGCUAUGUAGGUAUGCUAAAACGGUUAUCAACCGUCUGAAAUACCAUUUAUAGUGUAUACACAUACGGAUAUGUACAAUAUAGUUUUUUUUUAGCUCUUCUCAUUUUUCUAACAACCUAAUUUAUUACGUCGUUUUCUUUUUCUUAGAUUUUAUUUUCCUCUUCACUAUCAUGUAUCAAAAGACGACGAAGAAAACGAAAAAAAAAUGUUGGCUCUUACUAACAAAACCUGCGUGCAAAUUAUUGUUAUUAUUAUUGUUGUUUGUAAUAUUAUUGUCAUUACUGUCAUCGUCAACAUUGUUAUUAUUUUCUAGUCGGUUGAAAACCUAAAGAAACCAACUAGAACGAAUUUGGUAAAAAAAAAAAUAGUUUAAUACUCUGUGCUUAGCCAUCGAUAUAAGGUGUCUUGUUUGCACAAUUGCUUACGAUAAAAGCUUGGCGAUAAAAGUAUAAUUUACGAUAAAAAAUUAAAAUACUGUAUAUGCCUGUAUAAAUAAUUGCGUGCAUACAUAGUUUAUGCGUAAAUCAUGCGUACGCGCGAGCCAAAGUAAUCAAAUGCGCGUUUUUAUUUGUAAUGAGAA
Molecule: messenger RNA, 3881 nt
Organism: Diprion similis
Lineage: Eukaryota; Metazoa; Arthropoda; Insecta; Hymenoptera; Diprionidae
Product: ubiquitin-conjugating enzyme E2 R2
Exons: 6
Coding region: 540-1256 (238 amino acids)
Biological process (GO): ubiquitin-dependent protein catabolic process; protein polyubiquitination
Molecular function (GO): ubiquitin conjugating enzyme activity
Source: RefSeq, a predicted model, not a curated record